AUGCGUCUGCAAGCUUUUACCGCUUUAGCCACGUUGGCUGCUACAUCGGCCUGCCAGACCCUCUGGGCUCGCGAUGUCGACUACAAGGCGCUUAGCAAAGAGCUUUCGUCCUCAGCAAAGGUCUAUUUCCCUGGAUCUGAUGAGUUCGAUGCUGCUUCGAAGCGAUGGUCCAACCUCGACACCCCAAGUGUGAACAUUGUCGUCGUUCCUGCCACUGAGAAUGAUGUCGUCGAGAUUGUCAAAUAUGCCAACAAAAAGAACUUGCCCUUCCUGGCAUACAACAGCGCUCAUGGAGCAAUCACCACUUUGGGACAGAUGACACAGGGUAUCGAGAUUUAUCUCAAUCAGCUCUCUGGUGUUGAGAUCGCCGAGGAUGGAAAGAGCGUCACCAUCCUUGGUGGAACCAAAUCUAAGCUUGUGACCCACACCCUUUGGGAGGCUGGCAAGCAGACAGUCACUGGCUGCUGUGAGUGUGUCGGCUAUGUCGGACCCGCUCUUGGUGGAGGCCAUGGCUGGCUCCAGGGUCGCCACGGGCUCAUUGCUGACCAGUUCGAGUCGAUGAACAUCGUACUGUCCAACGGGACUCUUGCCACAAUUGAUUCCAACUCCGAGCUCUGGUGGGCUUUGAAGGGUGCUGGACACAACUUCGGUAUCAUCACCUCCAUCACCUCCAAGUCUUAUAACAUUAAACAUAAGAACUGGGCAUUCGAAAGUCUGACUUUCAAGGGCGACAAGGUUGAGGAGCUCUACAAGAUCACCAACGAAAACAUCCUCAAGAAUGGCACUCAGCCAACUGAUUUGAUAAACUGGUCAUACUGGUACAAUAUUCCUGAUGUGGACCCCACAGGUCCUAUUGUCCAGAUCCUCCUCAUCCAAGAAGGCGUCGAGUCAGUCGACAAGGCAUACAGUGCCCCCUUCCACAAACUGAAGCCCCUCACGGUUGAUAGGAAGAAGGGUCUUUACACAGAUCUUGCCAAGUGGGUCGGUAUCACUACUGAAGACGGCCCUUGUCAAAAGAAUAGAGCUAUGAACCCGCGAUUCCCCAUCUACCUCGAGACAUUCAACCCCGCUGCGCAGAAGAAAGCUUUUGACUUCUUCGCUGAGCACGUCCGUGGCGGCUCUGUCUUCAAUAACUCUCUGGUCACCUUUGAUGGAUAUUCCACCGAGGGCGUCAAGUCCAUUGAUGCUAAGAGUACUGCCUUUGCCUACAGAGAUCAGAACAUUCUCGUCGGUCCAUUGAUCACUUACCAACCCAAUGGAACUGAGUUGGACAAUAAGGCCUCUGAGGUUGGCCACAAGAUCCGGGAGAUCCUACAUGAGGGAACUGGACGAGAGCACGUGCCAGCGUAUGUCAAUUAUGCUUUUGGCGAUGAAGGUCCUGAGCAGUGGUAUGGCAGUGAGAGCUGGAGACAAAGCCGUCUGCAGAAGUUGAAAGAGACUUACGAUCCUCAGGGAUUGUUCAGCUUCUACGCCCCGAUAGCUUAG
This is a messenger RNA of Fusarium coffeatum, 1485 nucleotides long. RefSeq lists its product as uncharacterized. Gene Ontology annotation, molecular function: FAD binding; oxidoreductase activity. The record is from RefSeq and is a predicted model, not a curated record. The transcript is spliced from 4 exons. NCBI's taxonomy places the organism in Eukaryota, Fungi, Ascomycota, Sordariomycetes, Hypocreales, Nectriaceae. The coding region runs from base 1 to 1485 and encodes 494 amino acids.